Cyprinus carpio (common carp) is the source of this 2161-nucleotide messenger RNA. Its product is annotated as protein FAM8A1-like. The record is from RefSeq and is a predicted model, not a curated record. Lineage: Eukaryota; Metazoa; Chordata; Actinopteri; Cypriniformes; Cyprinidae.
GCAGAAAUAUUACCGGAAGUUGAUUAAAUCGAUAACCGACUUCGUCACGAAACAAAAGUGUCAUGGCGGAGUUAGAUGAAAACGCUCGUGAUAAGGACAAAUUGUUGGCAAGAGACAGUAGACCUGGGGACGCGGAAACCAUGAAAACACCGAUUCACAAGCCCUGCUCCCAGGGCAAGCAAGACACAGCCCCCGCUGUUACCACCACGGAGUACUGCGAAAAAUUACAGGAGUGGAUGUGGCAGUACUACUACAGCUACAUGAACUGGCAGAGCUGGAUAGCCACGUCUGCGCUUUCCUUCCCACCGUGUUUCCCAGCACAAGGAACAAAUGAAACGCCCGGGGCGACGACAUGGGGUGCAGAUAUGUCUAACGGAGACCUUCGCAAUUGGUUUAGCAGCCCGUUUGGUUUUCCUGCUGCAGCUGCGAGUUCUCGAGCUCCCGCCACAGCGCCUGCGCAGCAGCAGCAGCAGCCGAAUGGAAAUGCGCAACAGCCAGGUAGGGAAUAUUAUAUUCCCUCUCCUUUCCAACGGUUCUUGGCAGAAAUGGUGGAUUUCUUUAUUCUUUUUUUCAUUAAAGCUACAAUUAUCCUCAGUAUUGUCCACUUGAGUGGAAUGAAGGACAUCUCAAAGUUUGCCAUGCACUUCAUUGUAGAGGAGAUUGAUGAGGACACAUCAAUGGAGGAGUUGCAGAAAAUGAUGCUUGUGGCUCUAGUGUACAGGAUAUUAGUUUGCUUUUAUGAGAUCAUAUGCAUUUGGGGAGCUGGUGGAGCGACACCAGGGAAGUUCCUCAUUGGCUUACGAGUGGUCACAUGUGACACCUCCGUCCUGGUUCAGCCAAACCGCGUUCUUGUGGUACCAGCGACUAACGUCACACUUUCUGCGUCAACGGUGAGAGCGUUAAACAAGAACUUCUCCAUCGCUUUCUUCUUUCCGGCGUUCAUCACGCUUCUUUUCUUUCAGCACAACAGGACUGUGUAUGACAUUGUGGCCGGCACCAUUGUGGUCAAGAGAAAUAGGCUUAGAUGACUUUGUCAUUGAAGUCAACACCAAUGACACUGUAAUGCAAAAACAAGCUCAUAAACAAAUGAGAACUAACUAGCUGCAGUGUUGCAUACUGAACUGAACUAAAGCUUUUGGCCUCUCGAAGAACUGUCACUUUAAGAGCUGAACACGGAAUUUCCAGUAAUUCUCACCCAUCUUCUUUGGACACUUAUAAGCAUGAACUGCUUUCUCAGAAGUGUUUUUUAAUAAUCUGUGUUGACAUCUUUGAAUAUUUUUCUUGUGCCAAAAAAGAUAAUUUAUAAAUGCGCUGCCUCACAAUACUUGAACGUCCUCUGGUACAUGCAUUUAAUCUCUAUCUCUCUCUGUUAAUGAAUGUGGAUUAUUGAUCCAAAUUAUUACUAAGAACAUUCUUUGACAAAUGGAAUUUGAGCAGGAUUUAACAUUUCUCCAAAGGCAAUAUAGUUUGGCUAUAUAUCCUAAUCUACAGAUUGGAUUUGUAUUUCAGAUGAAUGAUUUUUACCUAAUUAUCUGUCGCUACUUUAUUGCCUUUAAAAUCUUGAAAAUAUCUAUUUUUUUGAGCUGUACUGUAAUUUUCACUGCAUGCAUUUUUCAACUCCAUGUUCUGCACUAUUAUAAGCUUCUGAGUUGAGUAGGUCAACUUUAAGUUGCCUCAUUCUUUAUCCGUUUGUUUUUCCUUUUGGAUUGUUUAGAUAUGGCCAAAUCAAAAUAAUUCAAUGAUGUCCCAGAGAAAUCCUUCUGUGUUGUCUCUGUUUAUAAAUUGACAAUUUAUACCAAUAACAAUCCGUUGAAUAGAUGUUUAUACAGGGAUUUACAGCACAUGAAAUAUGGUUUCAUUUUCUGAAAUUGUGUUAACAUAUGAAAAUGCAAAGUAGGUUGCAUUAGGUUCAUUUCCAAAUAGUCAGAAUGUGGACAAAUUGUGUCAGCAAACAUUUGAAAAGCACUUGAAACACUUUCAACACAAAAUUUAUUAUUUUAUAUAUACAUAUAUAUAUUCUUUUUUUAUAGGACUGAGUAAUAAUAAACUUCAGAGUGAUGCAGAUACAGUACAUGUAAAGAUAACUGAUAAAUAAAAAUAAAAAAGCCCUACUAAACAUUUUUUAAAAUGAAAAUAAAACUCAACCAAUAUUGUACUGGCA